UGUUGGGGACAGUAGGCCUGCCUUGCAAACAACUGUUGGAAAGCAGCGCACAGCCAGAUCAGGACGCCAUGGCUGAGACAGUGCAGGACUCACGCUUGUGGUCCGUAGUGCCUUCAGCCCAGCCCCGGGCCAUGGGAUCCAUCUCCUUUUAAUAGCCUGGGCCUACGUUCCAUUCCCAGGUGUCUGCUCACCUCCUGCUGAGGCCCCUGGUGUGUUUCCCGGUGAGCCUAGGCGGUAUCAUCCAGACAGGCACACCACAUGACCCCCGCCAUGCCAUGGCAUCCCAAGGCCUCUCCCAGGUUCCUACCAUCCUUCAGGAUCUGAUGGACCCAGAGCAAAAGAGGCGCCAGCUACUGGAGGCUGAGGCCCUGGCUGCUGCCCUCAACUCCACCUGUUUGACUUCAUCUCCACUCAGUUAGAAUUGGGCAGGUGCACCUGAGUCGGUGGAAAUGAGUGGGAGGGGAAAUGAGGGCGGUCAGGCUGCUGUCCCAGGAGCAUGGAGAGGGUCAGGUCAGGCAACAGCCAGGGUGUGGAAUGCAGAUUCUAUGUUUCAGUGUCCAGCCCUGUGCUGAAAAGAGCUUCAUUAAUCUUUUGAUCCUGUCACCACCAUAUUGUGCAAGUGGGGAAACUGAGGCCCAGCGGGGCUCAAGGAAUUAUUCAAUGUCAUCUAGAGAAUCAGUGGAUUGGGAGCACCACUCAGUGUGAAGAUACCUUGAGAUCUGCUUUCUGUGGGGCAAGUAAGCCUAGAAUUGACCCAAGAGGAUCUGAGCGGAAGAGGAACUGGCCCUGGGGUGCCAAGAGCCAGCAUUCAGCCCAUUGUGGCAUGGGCAGCUGCUGUGCUCCAAGGUGCUCGGCCCCCUCUCUGUGGUGAUCAAAGCUCCUCUGGAAAAAUUCUAGGAUUGACUCAGCAUGAAGACUGGGCUCCGAGGACUAGUGGGAAGCACCAGAGACAGCUGGGGCUAGGGGAACAGCGGAGGCUGGUGCCCAGGCAAUCCAAGGAGAAGGGAGUCCUGAGGGAGCCAGGGACAGUGGCAAAUUGCAGUCCGUGUCCUGUUCAGAGAAGGCUGGCUUCUGCUCACUCUUGGGAAAAUUAUUGGAAGGGUGUGCAGUGAUAGAAGUGUGUCCCCAGAGCCCACUCACAGGAGAGGUGGUUACCUUUGGCUGGGAUAGUCAAGAGUCUUAUUCUAACAAAAAUAACCUUCCACUGGGUUUUGAAGAGUGAAUAGGAGUUUUCCAGGCAAGGACAGUGCAGUCUAGCCGUCAGGACCAGUAUGUACAAAAACACAGAAAUGUGAAACAGCGCAAUUAUUAGUUGAGUGAUUCCUUGGGCCCCAUGAUGUGAGGAAGAGAAGAACGGAGUUCAAGCCAAGGUCACAGUCACGGGGGCGCUUGUGAGCUCUGCUCAGGAAUUGGGAAUUUAUCCUCAGUAAUGUUACUAAAAAUAGCUAACAUUCACUGAGUGCUUUCUGCAGGCCAGGCAUGGCACUAAGCGCUUUAUAAGGUUAAUCUCACUGAAUCCUUGCAUCAACCCUAGAGGUAGGGACCAUCAUAAUGGCCAUUUUGCAGAUGGUGAAACUGGGGGUCCAGAAAGGUUAAAUAGUUGCACACCGUCACACAUUUUCUAAGUAGCAGAACUUGGGUUUAAGCCCAGGUGUCAAUAUCUGCUAUGCACUCUACCACCUCCCCGGCUCAGACCACGGGUACCAUCCAAAGUCUUUCUACUGAAGGAGAGGUGACUGGCAGGUUACCACAGGAUACAGAAUUUGUAGUGUUCCAUCUUCCUUCUAAGUGAUGUGCUGCCCUCCCAUUCCCCACCUCCAACGUCUCACUAAACGAGGUGUGCUGCCCCCAGUCGCGCCAUGAGAAGAGGAAUGGGCAAGUGAAAUUUGGGUUGGCAAGCUUGAUGAAGAGCAAAGGAGAAGGGACAGAUGUUUCAUGGGUCUGAUUUGAACCUGUUGUAUUUCCGGGGACACAUGCUGACAUCCAGAAGGUAGCUGGAGGGAAGGGCCCAGGAAGGAAGUGUGUUCAGGAUGGAGAUCUGGGCUGGAAAUGGAAACUUGGAGUCUUCAGCAGAGCUUGGUCAUUGGAGGCGUGGCACUGAAUUAGAUUGCCCAGCGAAAAUGCAGACCUGGGGUUCUCAAUCCUGGUGACGUCAGCAUCACCUGGAAAGCUUUAAAUAAAAAUACCUCUGCUUAGGCUCCACCCCUAGACAUGCUCAUUCAUUUGGCCCUGGGAUGGGACCUGGGCAUCAGGAGUUUUGAAAGCACCCAGGUGAUCGUAACGUGGUGUAGAGGGUGAGAAGGAAGGAGGUUGAGUCGGGAGCCCAGAAGCAUUCCAACAAUCAGGGCAGGAGAAGUCUGCAAGAAGGCUGAGAAGGAGCAGCCAGAGAGCUUCCCCGCAGGCAACGUAAGGAGAGCCUGUGCCCAGAAGCAGGAUGAGAAGAUGGCAAACCUCCUGUUACCUCGGGGCACCAGCGGCUUCCACAGGUUCACACGGGAGUCCCUGGCGGCCAUCGAGAAGCGCAUGGCGGAGAAGCAAGCCCGUGGCUCGGCCGCCUCGCAGGAGAGCCGAGACGGGCUGCCAGAGGAGGAGGCGCCCCGGCCCCAGCUGGACCUGCAGGCCUCCAAAAAGCUGCCAGAUCUUUAUGGCAAUCCACCCCGAGAGCUCAUCGGGGAGCCCCUGGAGGACCUGGAUCCCUUCUAUAGCACCCAAAAGACUUUCAUCGUGCUGAAUAAAGGCAAGACCAUCUUCCGGUUCAGUGCCACCAACGCCUUGUACGUCCUCAGUCCCUUCCACCCCAUCCGGAGAGUGGCUGUGAAGAUUCUGGUUCACUCGUUCUUCAGCAUGCUCAUCAUGUGCACCAUCCUCACCAACUGCGUGUUCAUGGCCCAGCACGACCCUCCGCCCUGGACCAAGUAUGUCGAGUACACCUUCACCGCCAUUUACACCUUUGAGUCUCUGGUAAAGAUCCUGGCUCGAGGCUUCUGCCUGCAUGCGUUCACCUUCCUUCGGGACCCAUGGAACUGGCUGGACUUCAGCGUGAUUAUCAUGGCAUACACAACUGAAUUUGUGGACCUGGGCAAUGUCUCAGCCUUACGCACCUUCCGAGUCCUCCGGGCCCUGAAAACUAUAUCAGUCAUUUCAGGCCUGAAGACCAUCGUGGGGGCCCUGAUCCAGUCUGUGAAGAAGCUGGCUGAUGUGAUGGUCCUCACGGUCUUCUGCCUCAGCGUCUUUGCCCUCAUCGGCCUGCAGCUCUUCAUGGGCAACCUAAGGCACAAGUGCGUCCGCGACUUCACCACGCUCAAUGGCACCAACGGCUCCGUGGAGGCCGACGGCUCGGUCUGGGAAUCCCUGGACCUCUACCUCAGUGACCCAGAAAAUUACUUGCUCAAGAACGGCACCUCCGACGUGUUACUGUGUGGGAACAGCUCUGACGCUGGGACAUGUCCCAAGGGCUACCGGUGCCUAAAGGCAGGCGAGAACCCUGACCAUGGCUACACCAGCUUCGAUUCCUUUGCCUGGGCCUUUCUUGCACUCUUCCGCCUGAUGACGCAGGACUGCUGGGAGCGCCUCUAUCAGCAGACCCUCAGGUCCGCAGGGAAGAUCUACAUGAUCUUCUUCAUGCUUGUCAUCUUUCUGGGCUCCUUCUACCUGGUGAACCUGAUCCUGGCCGUGGUUGCCAUGGCCUAUGAGGAACAAAACCAAGCCACCAUCGCUGAGACCGAGGAAAAGGAAAAGCGCUUCCAGGAGGCCAUGGAGAUGCUCAAAAAAGAACACGAGGCUCUCACCAUCAGGGGUGUGGAUACCGUGUCCCGUAGCUCCUUGGAGAUGUCCCCUUUGGCCCCAGUAACCACCCAUGAGAGAAGAAGCAAGGGGAGAAAACGGAUGUCUUCAGGAACCGAGGAGUGUGGGGAGGACAGGCUGCCCAAGUCUGACUCAGAAGAUGGUCCCAGAGCAGUGAAUCGCCUCAGCCUCACCCACGGCCUCAGCAGGACAUCUAUGAAGCCACGUUCCAGCCGGGGGAGCAUUUUCACCUUUCGCCGGCGAGAUCUGGGUUCCGAAACAGAUUUUGCAGAUGAUGAAAACAGCACAGCGGGGGAGAGCGAGAGCCACCACACAUCAUUGCUGGUGCCCUGGCCCCUGCGCCAGACUGGUGCCCAGGGACAGCCCAGUCCUGGAACCUCGGCUCCUGGCCACGCCCUCAAUGGCAAAAAGAACAGCACUGUGGACUGCAAUGGGGUGGUCUCCUUGCUGGGGGCAGGUGACCCAGAGGCCACUUCCCCAGGAAGCCAUCUCCUCCGCCCUGUGAUGCUAGAGCACCCCCUAGACACGACCACGCCAUCGGAGGAGCCAGGCGGGCCCCGGAUGCUGACCCCCCAGGCUCCGUUUGUAGAUGGCUUCGAGGAGCCAGAAGCACGGCAGCGGGCCCUCAGCGCAGUCAGUGUCCUCACCAGCGCGCUGGAAGAGCUGGAGGAGUCUCACCGCAAGUGUCCACCGUGCUGGAACCGCUUCGCCCAGCGCUACCUGAUCUGGGAGUGCUGCCCGCUGUGGAUGUCCAUCAAGCAGGGAGUGAAGUUUGUGGUCAUGGACCCGUUCACUGACCUCACCAUCACUAUGUGCAUCGUGCUCAACACACUCUUCAUGGCGCUGGAGCACUACAACAUGACAAGUGAAUUCGAGGACAUGCUGCAGGUCGGAAACCUGGUCUUCACGGGGAUUUUCACAGCAGAGAUGACCUUCAAGAUCAUUGCCCUCGACCCCUACUACUACUUUCAGCAGGGCUGGAACAUCUUCGACAGCAUCAUCGUCAUCCUUAGCCUCAUGGAGCUGGGCCUGUCCCGCAUGAGCAACUUGUCGGUGCUGCGCUCCUUCCGCCUGCUGCGGGUCUUCAAGCUGGCCAAAUCCUGGCCCACCCUGAACACACUGAUUAAGAUCAUCGGGAACUCAGUGGGGGCACUGGGGAACCUGACGCUGGUGCUAGCCAUCAUUGUGUUCAUCUUUGCUGUGGUGGGCAUGCAGCUCUUUGGCAAGAACUACUCAGAGCUGAGGCACAGCGACUCAGGCCUGCUGCCUCGCUGGCACAUGAUGGAUUUCUUCCACGCCUUCCUCAUCAUCUUCCGCAUCCUCUGCGGAGAGUGGAUCGAGACCAUGUGGGACUGCAUGGAGGUGUCUGGGCAGUCACUGUGCCUGCUGGUCUUCUUGCUUGUUAUGGUCAUUGGAAACCUUGUGGUCCUGAACCUCUUCCUGGCCUUGCUGCUCAGCUCUUUCAGCGCAGACAACCUCACAGCCCCUGACGAGGACAGAGAGCUGAACAACCUCCAGCUGGCCCUGGCCCGCAUCCAGCGGGGCCUGCGCUUCAUCAAGAGGACCACCUGGGACUUCUGCUGUGGGCUCCUGCGGCAGCGGCCUCAGAAGCCCGCAGCCCUGGCCGCCCAGGGCCAGCUGCCCAGCUGCAUUGCCACUCCCCACUCCCCACCACCCCCAGAGACAGAGAAGGCACCCCCCGCCCGCAAGGAAACACGGUUUGAGGAAGGCGAGCGGCCAGGCCAGGGCACCCCCAGAGAUCCGGAGACCGUGUGUGUGCCCAUUGCCGUGGCCGAGUCAGACACAGACGACCAAGAGGAGGACGAGGAGAACAGCCUGGGCACGGAGGAGGAGUCCAGCAAGCAGCAGGAAUCCCAGCCUGUGUCCGGUGGCCCAGAGGCCCCUCCGGAUUCCAGGACCUGGAGCCAAGUGUCAGCGACUGCCUCCUCCGAGGCCGAGGCCAGUGCAUCUCAGGCCGACUGGCAGCAGCAGCGGAAAGUGGAACCCCGGGCUCCAGGGUGCAGUGAGACCCCAGAGGACAGUUACUCCGAAGGCAGCACAGCAGACAUGACCAACACUGCCGAGCUCCUGGAGCAGAUCCCCGACCUCGGCCAGGAUGUCAAGGAUCCAGAGGACUGCUUCACUGAAGGCUGUGUCCGGCGCUGUCCCUGCUGUGCGGUGGACACCACACAGGCCCCAGGGAAGGUCUGGUGGCAGCUGCGCAAGACCUGCUACCACAUUGUGGAGCACAGCUGGUUCGAGACGUUCAUCAUCUUCAUGAUCCUGCUCAGCAGUGGAGCGCUGGCCUUCGAGGACAUCUACCUAGAGGAGCGGAAGACCAUCAAGGUUCUGCUUGAGUAUGCCGACAAGAUGUUCACCUACGUCUUCGUGCUGGAGAUGCUGCUCAAGUGGGUGGCCUACGGCUUCAAGAAGUACUUCACCAACGCCUGGUGCUGGCUCGACUUCCUCAUCGUGGACGUCUCUCUGGUCAGCCUGGUGGCCAACACCCUGGGCUUUGCUGAGAUGGGCCCCAUCAAGUCACUGCGGACGCUGCGGGCACUCCGCCCCCUGAGAGCCCUGUCACGAUUUGAAGGCAUGAGGGUGGUAGUCAAUGCGCUGGUGGGCGCCAUCCCAUCCAUCAUGAACGUCCUCCUCGUCUGCCUCAUCUUCUGGCUCAUCUUCAGCAUCAUGGGUGUGAACCUCUUCGCGGGGAAGUUUGGGAGGUGCAUCAACCAGACGGAGGGAGACUUGCCUUUGAACUACACCAUCGUGAACAACAAGAGCCAGUGUGAGUCCUUGAACGUGACCGGCGAAUUGUACUGGACCAAGGUGAAAGUCAACUUUGACAACGUGGGGGCCGGGUACCUGGCCCUUCUGCAGGUGGCAACAUUUAAAGGCUGGAUGGACAUUAUGUAUGCAGCUGUGGACUCCAGGGGGUACGAAGAGCAGCCCCAGUGGGAGUACAACCUCUACAUGUAUAUCUACUUUGUCAUUUUCAUCAUCUUCGGGUCUUUCUUCACCCUGAACCUCUUUAUCGGUGUCAUCAUUGACAACUUCAACCAACAGAAGAAAAAGUUAGGGGGCCAGGACAUCUUCAUGACAGAGGAGCAGAAGAAGUACUACAAUGCCAUGAAGAAGCUGGGCUCCAAGAAGCCCCAGAAGCCCAUCCCACGGCCCCUGAACAAGUACCAGGGCUUCAUAUUCGACAUUGUGACCAAGCAGGCCUUUGAUGUCACCAUCAUGUUUCUGAUCUGCUUGAAUAUGGUGACCAUGAUGGUGGAGACAGAUGACCAAAGUCCUGAGAAAGUCAACAUCUUGACCAAGAUCAACCUGCUCUUUGUGGCCAUCUUCACAGGCGAGUGUAUUUUCAAGAUGGCUGCACUGCGCCACUAUUACUUCACCAACAGCUGGAAUAUCUUCGACUUCGUGGUUGUCAUCCUCUCCAUCGUGGGCACUGUGCUCUCGGACAUCAUCCAGAAGUACUUCUUCUCCCCGACGCUCUUCCGAGUCAUCCGCCUGGCCCGAAUCGGCCGCAUCCUCAGACUGAUCCGAGGGGCCAAGGGGAUCCGCACGCUGCUCUUCGCCCUCAUGAUGUCCCUGCCUGCCCUCUUCAACAUCGGGUUGCUGCUCUUCCUAGUCAUGUUCAUCUACUCCAUCUUUGGCAUGGCCAAUUUCGCUUAUGUCAAGUGGGAGGCCGGCAUCGACGACAUGUUCAACUUCCAGACCUUCGCCAACAGCAUGCUGUGCCUCUUCCAGAUCACCACGUCGGCCGGCUGGGACGGCCUCCUCAGCCCCAUCCUCAACACGGGGCCCCCCUACUGUGACCCCAAUCUGCCCAACAGCAAUGGCUCUCGGGGGGACUGCGGGAGCCCAGCCGUGGGCAUCCUCUUCUUCACCACCUACAUCAUCAUCUCCUUCCUCAUCGUGGUCAACAUGUACAUUGCCAUCAUCCUGGAGAACUUCAGCGUGGCCACGGAGGAGAGCACCGAGCCCCUGAGUGAGGACGACUUCGACAUGUUCUAUGAGACCUGGGAGAAGUUCGACCCAGAGGCCACUCAGUUUAUCGAGUACUCGGCCCUGUCUGACUUUGCCGAUGCCCUGUCUGAACCGCUCCGUAUCGCCAAGCCCAACCAGAUAAGCCUCAUCAACAUGGACCUGCCCAUGGUGAGCGGGGACCGCAUCCACUGCAUGGACAUCCUCUUCGCCUUCACCAAAAGGGUCCUGGGGGAGUCUGGGGAGAUGGACGCCCUGAAGAUCCAGAUGGAGGAGAAGUUCAUGGCAGCCAAUCCAUCCAAGAUCUCCUACGAGCCCAUCACCACCACACUCCGGCGCAAGCACGAGGAGGUGUCGGCCACCGUCAUCCAGAGGGCCUUUCGCAGGCACCUGCUGCAGCGCUCCAUGAAGCACGCCUCCUUCCUCUUCCGUCAGCAGGCGGGCAGCGGCCUCUCCGAAGAGGACGCCCCUGAGCGAGAGGGCCUCAUUGCCUACAUGAUGAAUGAAAACUUCUCCCGGCCCCCUGGCCCGCCCUCCAGCUCCUCCAUCUCCUCCACUUCCUUCCCACCCUCCUAUGACAGUGUCACUAGAGCCACCAGCGAUAACGUCCAGGUGCGGGGGUCUGACGACAGCCACAGCGAAGAUCUCGCCGACUUCCCCCCAUCUCCGGACAGGGACCGUGAGUCCAUCGUGUGAGCCUCGGCCAUACCGAAAAGCAGCCUGUUGCACCGUGGAAAACCUAAAUGCAGUCAGUCGCAAACCAGCCUGGGGCCUUCCUGGCUUUGGGGGUGAGAAAUGGGCCUCGGCCCCGUGGCUCAGCCAGCCAGAGUUCCGUGGCACCGCGUGGACACCCGGAGCAGCUGGCCUGUGCCUGGAGGCCUCAGGCAGACCCGUGGCCUGGUCUGGUCAGGCAGCGCCUUGGGGCUCUGAAAAGCAACUUCACCCCAGCUGCGGAGGCGAAAUAGAAAACUGAGACUGUAUAUGUUGUGAAUGGGCUUUCAUAAAUUUAUUAUAUUUGAUAUUUUUUUACUUGAGCAAAGAACUAAAGAUUUUUCCAUGGACGUGGGCAGCAAUUCACGCUGUCUCUUAACUCUGAACAAGAGUGUCUAUGGAGCAGCCAGGACUCUGUUCUCAAAGCCGAAGUGGACUCCAGCGUGGUUCUCACGGGCCUUCACUGCCCAGGGGUAGAAUGGGGUCCCUCUCCCACUUGAGCUGAGAUGCUGGGAGGGCUGAACUCCCACUCACACUAGCACACACAGUCCUCACACAUGGAGGCCAGACACAGGCCCCGGGACCCAGGCUCCCAGCCUAAGGGAGACAGGCCUUUCCCUGGUGGCCCCAAGGAUGGGGUUCUUGUCUGCGUGGUUCCGUCUGGCCUUCUGUUAUCUCCAUGGUCCCAUUUUCCCUGUGUUUUUACACAGGUCACAUGGGGUCAGUCCUACAAAAAUACGACUUCCGGAGGAGAGUGGCCUGGGUCCCAGGGCUGGCCCCAGGCACUGAUACUGCCUCUUCUCCCCUCCCAUAAGAGUAUUAACCUUGAAACCAAAGGGCACGAGGGUGCCAGCCCCACUCGUGGCCUGGCAUACAGCCUGUCCUUGCUCCUGGAACCUGGCAGGCCUUGCCCAACAGGCCAAGGGAAGAGAAGGCUGAGGCAUGUGGGUUUGGGGCUAAGAGGCUCAGCAUCCCUCAGCCACGUGGCUCCUCCGCCUGCAUGAAGACAGGAAAUUUCUGCCAUCUCCCGGGGCUCUCUGGACCUUUCUGCCUCUGACCAUACAUGGAGGAGCUUUCUGUGUGGUCCCCAGCUCCUCUCAAGACGCAGAGACAUGGGAGUGAGGAGAGGAACUUGGCCCUGCGCCCUGUGCAGGGAAAGGCGUGGUCAGGCCCAGUUCUCCUGCCUUAGAGGGGAAUGACUCGUGGCCCCUUUGGGAGAGGGGGCACUGUGGUCAGGUCCAGCCUCUGUGGCUCAGCCCGGGAUCCUGAUGGACCCACACACAGGACCUCUUUGGGGCGAGGUCCAGGUGGUCCCAUAGGUCUCGUCAGAAGGCUUUUUCAGGGAAAAAUAUUUUACUAGUCCAAUUACCCCCAGGACCUCUUCAGCUGCUGACAAUCCUAUUUAGCAUAUGCAAAUCUUUUAAGGUAGAGAACUGUCACCCUGAGGUCACAGGGUCAAUUGGCGGAGCCUGAGCAGGCAGGGGCUUGGCUGCCCGAUUCCAGCUCUCCUUCAGAGCCCCCUCCAGCGGGCAUUGCCUCCCAGGCCACCUCAGUCUCACCUGCCCGCUCUGGGCUGGCUGCUCCUAACCUACCUCGCCGAGCUGUCGGAGAACUGGGCAUUUGUGACACCCAUGGCAGUGCUGAAGGGGGCAUUGCCGGCGAGUAAAGUAUUAAGUUUCUUCUUGUCACCCCAGUUCACUUGGUGGCAACCCCAGACCCCACCCAUGCCCCGAGAGGUCUAUUUCUCUUCUCCCGUGUUCCCUUUGAGUCCAGUGUGGGACAUAGUUUCACUGUCCCAGCGACGUUUCUCCAAGUGGAAAUCCUAUUUCUGUAGAUCUCUGUGCUUUGCUCUCAAGGCUUGGAGAGGUGUGUGCCCCUCCUGCGCGCUCACCGCCCGAGGGGCAGGCAGGAAUGCAAUUGAGAGGCAGGCCGGGCUGCCAGCCCAGCUGGCCGGAAGGAGACUGUGGUUUUGUGUGUGUGGACAGCCCCGGAUCCUUGAGACAGGUGCCUGGGGCUGGCUGCAGACGGUGUGGCUGGGGGCGGGGGGAGCUAGACCCAACCCCUUAGCUUUUAGCCUGGCUGUCACUGUUUUGAUUUCCAGAGCUGCACAAUGACCAGCAGGAGGGGAGAAGAGAGUAGGAAAAAGGAGGGAGGGGCAGACAUCAAGUGCCAGAUGUUGUCUGAACAAAUCAAGCACUUCUCACCAAACUUGAUGUAUAAAUAAAAUACAUAUUUUUAAAACAAACCAAUAAAUGGCUUACAUGACCUGG
Sapajus apella (tufted capuchin) is the source of this 10778-nucleotide messenger RNA. It is a transcript of the gene SCN5A, whose product is annotated as sodium voltage-gated channel alpha subunit 5. Bases 2443 to 8493 code for a protein of 2016 amino acids. Gene Ontology annotation, molecular function: voltage-gated sodium channel activity involved in cardiac muscle cell action potential. Lineage: Eukaryota; Metazoa; Chordata; Mammalia; Primates; Cebidae. Gene Ontology annotation, cellular component: voltage-gated sodium channel complex; axon; plasma membrane. Gene Ontology annotation, biological process: membrane depolarization during action potential; sodium ion transmembrane transport; neuronal action potential. The transcript has 28 exons. The record is from RefSeq and is a predicted model, not a curated record.